Molecule: messenger RNA, 1737 nt
Organism: Cladophialophora immunda
Lineage: Eukaryota; Fungi; Ascomycota; Eurotiomycetes; Chaetothyriales; Herpotrichiellaceae
Exons: 2
Coding region: 1-1737 (578 amino acids)
Source: RefSeq, a predicted model, not a curated record
AUGGCCACUGGCACUGUGCUCGGAGCAGCAUCCCUGGCUAUCCAGUUAUCCAACGGCUGCUUAAAAGGCUACGGUGUCGUCACAUCUGCCCUGGCAGCUUCGAAAGAACUCAGCUGUGUCUUAUUACAGUUCGAAAUAGAACAAUCGCGCUUGCGAGAUUUCGUCGAGGCGGCUGGACUCACGGAUGAAACCACAGAAAAUAAUGUGAGGCCGGCGAUUCUCGCAAAAGGAACACUUCUGUUGAGAAUCCUGGCCGAGAUCCAGCUUGCACUCUCGCAGUUUUCAGACAAUAACGAGUCUCAACGGAUACAGUCGGUCGAUUACGCGAACCCGACCAUCCCCCAUGACCUGGGUGAGAGCUUCAACAACCUGAUCAAUGAAGCUUUCGUGGCUUCUCAAAAGCCACCUGACAAAUUCAGUUUGCUUCGCAGCUUGAACUGGAGUCUCUUCCGGAGAAGCGAGCUUGAGAAGGCCUUGAAAAGGCUCGCACGACUGAACGAUUUUCUGCGCGAGCUUCUGAACACUCAAGAUCUCCGCUUGCUCCAAGACCAACAGCAUCACAGGUCCAUGGAGCUUGUUCAGAUGCGGAAUAAACUAGACGACAUUCUCGAGUUGACACAAGCUGUCCAGGCCUCCAGACUCAACCACAGUCAGUCCGACACCUGGCAGCGCUUGGCCGAUGCGGAGCUUGAUAAUUUGGCGGCGUUCAAGGCACUCUACAUGUCGCUACUUGCGGGUGAGACAUCUCAACCUGGCAAGACAAGGAUUGAUCCUUCCCGGAUAAGUUUCCAACCAGCAGGGACCGAGUCCGCCAACUACCGGCGAGCGACAUACACGACAAAUGAAGGAAGAGAAACGGAAGUUUGGAUCCACUGGCAAGACGUGGACAUUCCGACAGAGGGCUCUAUGAGGCCUGCAGCCCUCAUGGAUGAGCUGACAAUCUUGCUCAAUGCCCAGAAACCGGAUGAAUUCUGCAUUCCACCUUGCUUAGGAUGGUCUCCGCUAAGGGAAGGUGGUGCACAGCCUCUGCCCGCGUUCGUCUUCGAGAACCCUCCCGGCGUCGACUCGAAAGCGAUCCCAGUUUCUCUACUCCAUGCCAUGAAACACUCACCAAAACCCUCUCUCACACACCGAGUGACGUUGGCCUAUAAGAUCGCACAAUGCUUGCUCUACUUCCACGUAGUCAACUGGCUGCACAAAGCUUUACGAGCGUCGAAUAUCAUCAUGUUUUCGUCGUCAGACAACGACCUUGAUAUUCGAUCUCCAUAUCUGAUAGGCUUCAACAACUCACGACGCUCACAAUUCGGUGAAGCCACAAGUGAAGUGCCACGUGACGGGCACAUGGAAGUGUAUCGUCAUCCCGACACUCAGCUUGAUGGUCCUAUGCUACCGUUUCGGAAGACCUUUGACAUUUACAGCCUUGGUCUAAUUCUGGUCGAGAUCGCGUUCUGGAAGCCGAUUGUGGCCGUGAUGGAGAUUGAAGAGAUUGUGAACAAAUCACCGCGGGCUACCAGGGACAUUCAGGAGCGGUGGGUGCAUACGGAGCUGCGCCUCUUAGCCUCGCUUCGAGCAGAAGUCGGAGCAAAAUAUAGCAGUGCCGUUGAAGUCUGCUUGAAAGGUCGAGAUGCAUUCGGCAUUGAUCGCCGGGACACUGAGACAAGCUCGACGACGGCCAUGGUAAUUCAGAGGACUUUCAAUGCCCAAGUGGUGAGAGUGCUUGCAGAGAUAGCAGUCUGA